CAGUGCAAUGACUUGGUGUGAUGUGUUGUAUCACCCUGGCUGGGCUGCGACCGCGGCGCUGCUGGCGGUCGUAGUGCGCCUGCAGCGGAGAGGGUGGUGGGAUCCUCGAGCCUGCACGGUGCGACUCACGGGGAAGACUGCUAUAGUGACAGGCGCCAAUACAGGGAUCGGAAAGUUCAUUGCUCUGGACUUUGCACGCCGCGGGGCUCGUGUUAUCUUGGCAUGUCGAAGUGAGUCCCGGGGGACAGCGGCACUGAAGGAAAUCAAGGAGAAAACAGGAAACUCUGACAUCCACUUGCGUCUGGUGGACCUUUCUUCUCUGGACUCAGUCAGGGAAUUUUCGAAGGGGAUUCUUGAGGAUGAGAAAGCUCUCCACAUCCUUGUCAACAAUGCUGGAGUGUCAGGUUUGCCCAGGCAGAUAACGAAGGAUGGUUUUGACAUGUGUUUUGCCACCAACCACCUGGGGCCAUUCCUUCUCACCAGCCUGCUGCUGGAUCUGAUGAAGCGUUCAACUCCAGCACGCAUUGUCAAUCUCAGCUCAGUCAACCAUAAGAAGGGUCAAGUGGACUUCUCCCAUUUUCAUGGGGAGAACCUCACUUAUCACAUGGAUAAAGUCUACAAUCACACAAAGCUGCACAAUAUCAUCUGUACCAAUGAGCUAGCACGCAGGCUACAGGGGACAGGUGUCACUGCAAACUCUGUCCACCCUGGUGUUGUCAUGACAGAAGUGAUGAGACACUAUCCAUUUAUAGUUCGUUUUCUUUUCAGCCUCAUUGGAUUUUUCUUUUUCAAGUCUCCAGAAGAGGGUGCAGUCAGCUCAAUCUACUGUGCCGUGGCAGAGGAAACCGAGGGGAUAACAGGGAAGUAUUUUGAUAGCGACUGCUCCAUUGUUCUCCCCGCCCCAUUAGCUCGAGAUGCUGCUCUCGCGGUCAAGGACUUUGAGAUCUGCGAGAGACUGACGUCAAAGCUCUGAAACAACCAUCAGGCAAAUGGAGGCUUGAUAACAGAAACAGGGGGCACAUUCCACGCUCUAAAUGCAUGUCUUGGGUGGAGGAAUUCUGACACAAUGCGUUGUAAUGAGUUUACAUUAAAAAGUAAUUUUGUUAGCA
Molecule: messenger RNA, 1109 nt
Organism: Seriola aureovittata
Lineage: Eukaryota; Metazoa; Chordata; Actinopteri; Carangiformes; Carangidae
Exons: 6
Coding region: 8-973 (321 amino acids)
Source: RefSeq, a predicted model, not a curated record